UCAGCUCUUCCUCUGAGCAGUUCAAAUCAAGAACUGAGAAGAGAGCUGGCGAGCCUUGGCAUGCAAGCUGCUUCCCCCUGCCAAACUGCAUCUUGUGGGAAAGGCUGGAGGAUGGGUGUUAGAGGCUGUAGUGGUAGCAGGAAAGUGAACCCAGAAGGUGGAGGCACAUGACGGUCUGUAUGCCUCUGCAUAGGAGCGCCCUAGCUGAGGGCACUUGCAAAGUAGAAACUGCCUCUGUGAUCCUCUGUGCACGGAUAUGAAUGGAGAAGCUGCAGGGGUUUGGGAUGCUCAGUGGCAGGGUUGGCAAGGGAGAGGAAGAACAGAGCAGUGUGAAGGAAGGCUGUGCCUCUGAGGAAGUGGAAGGUGAUGGGGAGUGGGUUCAAGGGAGAAGAAAGACAGUGCCUAUUGGGUCCUUGUGAGCGUUCAGGGUUUGGAAUGUGGUGGCUCAGACUCAGACUGUGUGUGUGUGUGGUUUUGAGCUAGUAUCACUAUGUAGCCUAAGCUAGCCUUGAAUUCUCCAUCCUCCUGCCUCAGUCCUCCAAGUGCUGGGUGGGAUGUGCCACCAUAUCUGAACAGACUUUCAUGUUCUUGAUAGGAACUCUCAAGCCUCUGCCCCUAAAGUAAACUUGCAAAUCAGAUUUUUCAUACACCUCAGGGACUUCAUAGACCCUGAGACUCAUCCAUGGACUUGCAUGGACUCCAGGUUUGGAAUAGGCUUAGCCUUAGUAGCAUUAGUACCAUGGUUAGAGGAUGACUGUGCUCUAGGCUCCAUUCUAUGCCCCUUGCAUGAUGGACCUUUUAGUCCAGUCAUCUGCCUCCUGUGACAGGUCCUGUGUUUCUUCAGAAAGAAAUGGAGGCAAAGGGCAGUGAUGUGUCCAGGGGAGUUAUUAUGUGGUUCAUAACUGCUCUUCCAUGUCACAGCUGUGGAAUCAGUGACAAUAACUUGGUUAGACUUAUGACAGCCACAUACAGAAUAGUUUUUAGAGGAGAUUCAAAAACAAGGUGACCGUUCAAGAAAGUAUUUCAGGUUUAGGUGAUAGAGGCUUCAUCAAAACUUUGUAAGUCUUUGUUAAAGAGAAGAGAUCCAAUUAAAGUAAUGCCUGGAACAUAAAAAUCUUUAGAACUCAGAUUCAAAGGACUGAGGAUAAACAGAGAAGGGGGUGGGUCUAGAGCAAACCCUGGAUUUUUGGCUGAAGUAUCCUGAGUGACCCCCAACUAAAGGAUGAAUUCAGGAGGAGGUAACAGUUUACUAGGGAAAAGGGUGGUCGAGGCAUGCAAAAGCUUUUGUGCGUGCUAUGUCUGAGGUCACUCAAAGGAGACUCGCAGGAAUACCUUGAGACGGUAUUAGAAUUGUUGGAGGGUGGAAAUCGUAGAAUCAAGACGACCAGUCCUGGCACAGAGGGUUUAAGAGGUAAAUCCCUGCAUGUGAGUCCCCAGGGUUGUUGUAGAAGGUGGUGCUGGCUGGGGGGGCAGUAAGGGGGCGGGCAGCAGGGCCCUGCACCGCUGGGGAGGAGAGAGGAGAUGUUCUGAGUGACGGCACCAGCUCUAAGCAGCAGAGCUUCUGCUGACCACAUAGUUUAGUGACAAAAAAUGAGAAACCAGAAAAGUGGCAGAGCAGCCAGCAAGGGAGAGCUGGUGUCUCUUUCUCAAACUUGAGACUGCAGUUGUGGCAGGAAUUGGAAAGGAUAGGGAGACCCCAGGCCUCAUCAUCACUGAACUUCCUUCCUUGGCUAGUGGUGCUGGAACAGAGACUCUGGAGCCCAUGGCUGGGGGUCUAUGAGGGGAGUCAAGAAGCAAAGGAGAUGGAAGCCCUGGUUGCCUUUGGUCAGGGCCUGAGCCAUGGAAUUGGCCCUAGGGCAGCAGGAACCUGUUGUUUCAGAAGUUGGUGACUUUUGAGGACGUGGCUGUGUACUUCACCCAGACGGAAUGGGGCUUUCUGUCCCCUGCGCAGAGGGCCCUGUACAGGGAUGUAAUGCUGGAGAAUUAUAGGAAUGUGGCCUCCUUGGGAUUUCCACUUUUCAAACCUGCUGUGAUCUUACAACUAGAGGAAAGAGGUGAUCUAGGAGGCCUAUCUCAACUGGCCACUGGAUCUGGAACAGACCCCCAGGGCCUCUGGACUGUAGAUACUGAUACCUGGACUGGCAAUAAUUUGACAAAAGAAAUGUGUGAAGAAAAAGAGAGUAUAUCAUUUAAACUUCAGAAAGACUUUUCCCAGGAAGCAAACUUUUCAGAAACCUGUAUGCUAGAGCAUCAACAGGAAAUACGCUCAGCAGCAGAUGUGAAAAAGGAAAACAACAGUGCCACUGAUGGGCUAGUAAAAGUUGAGACAAGCUCUGUGGAGGAGUAUUUAUUUAAUCAGACUCCAAACUCACCCCAGUACCAUACCAUCUCCACUGGAGAACAGGAUCCUGAGUGUAUAGGACUAGAUAGAGCCCUCAGCUCUAACACAAAACUUAUUAAGGAUGAAGUAAUUACUACAGAGGAAAGACCUUUGAAAUGUGAAGAAUCAGUGGAAACCUUUAGAUGUGACUCUCAAGCUAAUCAGAACCUAGAAAGCUGUACUGUGGAGAAGCCUUAUCAGUGUACAGAGUGUGGCAAAGCAUUCAGUGUUAAUGCAAAAUUAAUUUGGCAUCAAAGACUUCAUAAUGGAGAGAAACCUUUCAAAUGUGUGGAGUGUGGGAAAUGUUUCAGCUAUAGUUCACAUUAUCUCGCACAUCAGACAAUCCACAGUGGAGAGAAACCUUAUCAGUGUAAGGUGUGUGGAAAAGCCUUCAGUGUUAAUGGGAGUCUAAGUAGACAUGAGAGGAUCCAUACAGGAGAGAAGCCCUAUCAAUGCCAGGAAUGUGGAAAUGGCUUCACCUGUAGUUCUGCGUAUAUUACACAUCAGAGAAUCCACACUGGGGAGAAACCUUAUGAAUGUAAAGACUGUGGGAAAGCUUUCAAUGUCAAUGCAAAAUUAAUUCAACAUCAACGAAUUCACACUGGAGAGAAACCUUAUGAAUGUAAUGAAUGUGGGAAAGGCUUCAGGUGCAGCUCCCAGCUUAGGCAGCAUCAGAGUGUACAUACUGGAGAGAAACCCCAUCAGUGUAGUGAAUGUGGAAAGGCCUUCAAUAAAAAUGCAAAACUCAUUCAACAUCAAAGAGUCCACACAGGUGAGAAACCCUUUGAGUGCAGUGAGUGUGGAAAGACCUUUAGUGCCAAAGGGAAGUUAAUCCAACACCAGAGAAUACACACAGGUGAGAGGCCCUAUAAAUGUAACGAAUGCGGGAAAGCUUUUAGGUGUAACUCCCAGCUUCGGCAGCAUCUGAGAAUUCAUACUGGUGAGAAGCCAUAUAAGUGUAAUGAGUGUGGAAAGGCCUUCAACGUUAAUGCGAAACUGAUGCAGCAUCAGAGAACUCACACAGGAGAGAAACCCUUUGAAUGUAAUGAAUGUGGAAAGUGCUUUACUUCUAAAAGAAACCUACUUGAUCAUCAACGAACCCAUACUGGAGAAAAGCCUUAUCAAUGUAAAGAAUGUGGAAAAGCCUUCACUAUCAAUGCCAAGUUAACUAGGCACCAGCGAAUACAUACCGGGGAGAAACCUUUCAAGUGUAUGGAAUGUGAGAAAGCAUUCAGCUGUAGCUCUGACUAUAUUGUGCACCAGAGAAUCCACACAGGAGAGAAACCCUUUCAAUGCAAAGAGUGUGGAAAAGCCUUCCAUGUCAAUGCUCAUUUGAUUCGACAUCAGAGAAGCCACACUGGGGAAAAACCUUUCCGAUGUGUAGAGUGUGGCAAAGGCUUCAGCUUUAGUUCUGACUGUAUUAUACACCAGACUGUCCAUACUUGGAAGAAAUCAUAUGUGUGUAAUGUAUGUGGCAAAGCUUUCAGGUUUAGCUUCCAACUUAAUCAGCACCAGAAUGUUCACAACGAAGGCAAAUCCUAAUAGAA
Messenger RNA from Nannospalax galili (Upper Galilee mountains blind mole rat), 3927 nucleotides. It is a transcript of the gene Znf23, whose product is annotated as zinc finger protein 23. The transcript is spliced from 4 exons. The record is from RefSeq and is a predicted model, not a curated record. The coding region runs from base 1973 to 3922 and encodes 649 amino acids. Gene Ontology annotation, biological process: regulation of DNA-templated transcription. NCBI's taxonomy places the organism in Eukaryota, Metazoa, Chordata, Mammalia, Rodentia, Spalacidae.